AUGGAAGAGCUGUAUCACAACUACAAAAAUGCAGUAAACUUCUUUCUAGGGCUUGCCCUGCUAUUUGAACGGGGUCUAGCUUAUGAUGGAACUGAUUAUCUUUCAUUUUCUUUGUGGGAUAAAUACAUUGAAUAUGAGUAUCAACUACAUAAAUGGUCGAAUCUUGCCAUGAUUUACACACGGAUAUUGGAGAUUCCUAAUCAGCAGUUGGAUCGGUAUUUCAACAGCUUUAGGGAAUUAGCUGCUAGUCGCCCUUUAUCAGAACUGAGAACAGCUGAAGAACAUGAAGCUGCAGCAAGGGCAAAAGGGGAAUUCAAGAAUCAAGAAAGUGAGGGGUAUAUGGUUUUAGUUGAAGGUGAAGAUGAACAAAGCUCCUUAUCUUCAGUUUGCUUCUUGCUUCCAAUGCUAUGCCAGAUAACAAUGGAGAUUGAUGGAUGUCGGUUAAUAGCCUCUUCUGGAGCAUAUAAAGCAGUGGUGGAGUGUCUAAUUAGGUUGGUUGAAGAAGAUGGUGGGACAGUUGAGCAGAAUGGUCCCAUUUUCUUGGCAUGUGAUACCAUUUUAAAUCUUCUUUUAAAGAGAGAGGAGAUUGGGGUCCACAUGGAUGAUUCUUAUUUUAUCAAGUUGUUGGGGGUGCUGUCAUCAUGGGCAGAGGAUGAUGUUGACUGGAACAUUAACAAGCCGAUGCAGAUCUUGUUCAAAUAG
Lactuca virosa is the source of this 702-nucleotide messenger RNA. The record is from the annotation of a GenBank genome assembly. Lineage: Eukaryota; Viridiplantae; Streptophyta; Magnoliopsida; Asterales; Asteraceae.